AUGCCCAGUAAAUAUCUCUUAACUCCCCCGGAAAGUUUGCACUCCUUGACAACUGAUAGUCGGAAGAGUAUAUAUCCCGACUUUGAUCCAUGGAGGCACACACCAAUUGAGGAUAAGAUAUUCCUAAAUUUUGUAUCCAAGGGAUACUACAAUAGUGCGAGAGUGAACUUCGAGAGUAUCUCGUCAAGGUCGUCUCUACAAGAGUCGCUGCCGGCGGUUUCAGGGCUACUUGCUGACCAGCUUUCCCAGGUCGUGUGCAUCCGGGAGGACCAGGUCAACAAAAUAUCCGCCAAGUCACAGGACUUGAAGACAGCACAUGCUGCCUCUACAGAUCUCUGCGGUCCUGGGUUUCUUCUACCUAAGAGGGUUACUCUUACGGAUCACAAAAGAGAGCUCUGGCUCCAAGAGAUUAGUUCCCCCCAUUCAUCUCUCGCAGAGACUGUCAAGACGAUUCCUCAUGGACUGAAAAGACGGCAGCUUUUGGAGCAAUGUUGCUUGAAACAGAUACCCGUACCUCGGGCUAUUUGGUUGAUUAAAUGCUGUUAUACACUCGAGUGGAAAACUUUGGUCAACAAACAAAGUUUUCAAGAACGCGACGAAGCGUCUACAAAAUUAUUGAAGGAAUGGUCAGACACGAUGGCACAUAUCCUCGAAAAGUUGGUUUUCGAGAUGACACAGUUUUAUAAUGAACCUGUAAAGCUGAAAAACUGGAGACAAAGGAUUGCAUACUACCUUAAACUUCUCGGUAAUUGUUACUCCUUGGGUUUAAUCGAAAAGGAUGUUUUUCAUCACUGGCUGGUGGAUUUCGUUGGUAAAAUCGAGAACUUUGAAUGCCUCCCGAUGACCCUGCACAUCUUGACAGUUUUCUGGACUGGAAUCUUUCCAAAAAGUCAAGAGCACAAUAGUCCCCAGCAGUUGUUUCAAAUCAACAAGAUGACCGAAGCUCUGAUAUACAAGUAUUACAUGGUAUCGACAAGCAAAUCGAUGAUAAACGAUGAACAGUACCUCAUUAAUGAUGUGAAGAAAAACAACAAACUAUCAAUGAUUAUCUCCAGUAGACUGAAAGACCUUAUAGUAAAGAUUUUCGAAGAACAACCGAUGGAAGCUUUUGUUUUUCCAAGCAGCAAUUGGGAGAUCUAUAAAAAUUGCCUUUACAAAAUUCUACAGGUCGACGGCCCCCGAGAUGGCUCUAAAAGAACAACAGAGACGUCAAAGAAACUCGAACUGAUAGUGUAUAGAAACGACUCACUCAAGUUCAACACGAUCCUUCAUGAGGCCGAUGAAGACAGAUCAGUGUCAAACAACGAACAGUUUAAUGACCUCGAGAGUAUUUUCAUUCCAAAAAAAAUCUUGAAACUUAGACAUAUCGACUACAAUCUUACAAAGUUGCUGGACGGCAACUCUGCCGGUGAUGAUUGGAUGAAUUUCGCAGACCAGAAGCUCACCCGAGUUGACCAGCUAAUUCAAAUGAUCCUUUGGGCUGUACAUCCGUCACGAAUCCAUCAUUACGAGGCAUCUCAGUUAGUCGCGAAGCUUUUUCUUCUUAAGAUCAAUAUCAAAAGUGGUCUUAUGGAAUACAGUUUAGAGGAUAAGGUAUGGGCCCUCAUUUUCGUUUUCGCCAAAAUUAAAACGGAAGACUUAAAACUCGUUGUUAAUUUGCCUAGACUCCACCAGCUUCUGAACGUAUUUAUUGGAUACGGCCUUCUAAAGGUUCCCACUUACAUCCGAAAAUUGAUCAGUUCGGGAGUGUUGUACCUACCUGAGUCAGGCGACAAAUUCUUCCAUUGUGACCUUCUUAUCAAUCUCAAAAUUUCUCCUGUGAUGAAGAGUCAAUACAAUAUGGUUUUGCGUAACGUCAUUGACGCGAAUCCUCAAUACUAUGAGGAUUUCAACUAUGAUAGGCUCAUGGAAAGCUUGGAGCAGGCGAAAGCAUGUCUAUCUGAGGGAAAAUUUGACUUUGUAAUAAGAGUACCCUACUGCAUCAAACUAAUGGCUUCUGAGUGGUACUUAAACCAUAUUUGCUCUACUGUAAAUGGGGUUUUGACACCUGUCACGAAAAAAGACGUCAUCGAAAAGUUAAAAGUGUUUUGCAUCAAUCUCGAAGUCUAUCAUCAAUUUUACAAAUGGGUAGAGUUUAUCGUUUAUCACAAACUGCUUGAGGAUCUUGAGGCUUUGGAGUGUUUGGUGGAUAUUUUGAUUUAUUAUGACAAAUUGUUUUCGCUACUGAUCAACGAUCAUAUUCUAUUGAUGAAAACAAUUCUGCACCUUUACUCUGAUAAAUUACUCACGGAUAGUCCCGAGUCUCAAAGUCUAAUUCUUUUGAGCGAAUUCUGGCAUUUCUUCAUGUCAAAGUUUCCGCUUGCUCUGGAAAUUGAUAUAGAUUUGCAAACUAAACUUUUAGAGGCUAAUGAAUUCGAAAAGGCUAAAAUCGAGAAAGUACUGAAGCAGAAGCCAGGCACAGACGAAUUCAUCACUAAUUAUGAGAGACACACCGCACACACGCUUCAAAAUGACAAUGAUGACGCCUUCAACUUUCCUAGCAUCUUUCAGCCUAAUUUAAAAAUUUUGUUAACUUCUGUGGUGGAAGAUGAAAUCAGAUGUGCAAGGAAAAUGAUGAGAGUAUUGAUGAUAAUGAAUUUGUCUGAAUACAACAAAUUUAUGUCCAUAUUUCUGAAAAGGAAAACUGCCAGUGACGAAGAUUUGGCAAGGCUGGUAUCACUCAAGAUUUUAUCUCUAACUUUGAUUCAAAAGGUUUUAGGAGAGUACUCUCUCGUUACUUUACUCAACACAGUGUUCUACGAGCAUGGGAUGGCCUUUGAAUUGCAAAAAAGAAGUUUUACGAGGCACAAUAUCAGUACAGUGAUGAAUGCGUUUUGUGAUACUUCGCCAAAUGAUUAUAAAGAACUCCUUAGUGUGUUAGUCGAGUAUUGUUCUUUCAGAUCAGCGCAGGAACACGCUUUGAAGAUAUUCGACUCCAUGGAAACAAGAGGGGAUAAUAGCUUACACUCGUUUGCUGAAGAACUGCUCACUUUUGGGGUUGGUGAAUCUAAUUUUGCUGGAUUACAGAAUCCUUUGACCAAUAAAAAGUCUGCUCAUGUUAUCAACGAUGAUGGUGAUAUGACAGACGACGAAGUGGACGUUAUUGAUCUUUAUUCAAGACUCGACUUUACGAAUUUGUGGAUAUUUCAAAUCUUGACUUGUCACUACUUAAGGCAGUCUCAGGGAUCCGUAGAAAGCCGUCAAAGUCAAGCACGAUUCGUCUUGGAUAGUAUCAGGAUGACAAACUUCGACCUUACGGCCUCUAAGUUAUUCGAUAAAGUAACAAAUGCUGAUGUCCUCCAACAAACUCUUCAAACUUUAGAGGUAGACUUUUUGCGUGGAGGAGCGGAACAAGAUUCGGAACAAAACUCGGAGCAGAAUUCUCAGUAUCAUACCAUCAUCGAAACUAUCAUCAAUAUCUCCAGAAGGCUCAACAAAGUUUUGGCUGGAAAUAUACCGAUAAGCGACGAAUCAUUCAAUCUCUUACAAACAUGCUGUCGAGAGUUUGCCUUAAAAGAUUCGAAUGACUUGAGCUCUUUUGAAUUCAGACUAGACGUCUUUCUCAAGAUUCUUAUUGUGCAUCAGAAAUUUAUCAUAAGGGAAGGCCUUCAAAAUUCUAGGUUGUUGCUGGAAAACAACGGCGAGUUUUUGAGAAUGUUGUGUCUUCUUUUUCACAAAAUAGGAUUCAGCUUAAAAUUGAAGCUGUUGCUGUAUGAUGUGUUGGCAUCGCUAAAAUCAUUUGUUGUCUAUUCCUCUACUGGAAAAACUUCGCAGCUUUCUUUCAAGGGGCAAUUAAAAGUUCCUCAAGAGCUUCUUGACCUACCCCCUUUCAAAAUCACUUCGUUUAUGCCGGAUUCAGCAUUGAGCAGUGCCGAAAGCAGUGUUGCGUUAGGGAUCGAAAACAUGGCCUCAAAUAAAAUGAUCGAGAAACCUACGUUUUUUAUUUACAAUAAAAAAAUGGAAAGAUUUGAAACCAAGUUGAUAGUGAGACCUUUCCAUGUAUUGAAUAAUUUUCGGGAAGAGGGUUCUGAUUUCAAUAACACACCGUUAAACAUGUGCCUUUUCAAUGCAUGCUUCGAUAGACGAAAUCCAACAUAA
Molecule: messenger RNA, 4137 nt
Organism: Lachancea nothofagi CBS 11611
Lineage: Eukaryota; Fungi; Ascomycota; Saccharomycetes; Saccharomycetales; Saccharomycetaceae
Source: the annotation of a GenBank genome assembly